Drosophila ficusphila is the source of this 1768-nucleotide messenger RNA. It is a transcript of the gene Ppat-Dpck, whose product is annotated as bifunctional coenzyme A synthase. Gene Ontology annotation, molecular function: ATP binding; dephospho-CoA kinase activity. Lineage: Eukaryota; Metazoa; Arthropoda; Insecta; Diptera; Drosophilidae. Gene Ontology annotation, biological process: coenzyme A biosynthetic process. The record is from RefSeq and is a predicted model, not a curated record.
GUACACCUGACAACACUACUUUAAAAUGUUGAUGCAACCGUUUAACUAGAAUUUAAUUAAUUUUAAUCAGUCGAGCAGAAUGGCCUCCUCCACAGGUCUCCUCGUCGUGUCCAACAUUAAGCACCUGGGAAAAUCCCUGCGCGCUAUCGAGAAGUACGUGAACUCGCUGUACAUUCAUUUAAAUGUGGCGGGGUCAACGUCCACGUCCUCAUCCGUUCCACCUCCACCAGUUUGGGGUCGUCUGAUUUCCCAGCUCUAUGCGAAUAGCAGUAGCUAUGUGGGCAACCAGUUGGACUUGCGAGUCCUUGUCUCUCCACUCCGGCCUGGAGGUACCGCGUCCUUAAACUUGCGCCAACCUGUGGACCUCAUCUUCUCGGAUGCCCAUUAUCCAGAGUUGUGUGAGCGAUUGCGAGCAGAUCUAAACAUCAGCAAACCAACAAUAUAUCUGGAUGAGACCGUCAUCUCCGAUUUGAGUGCCCAACUGGAUGACUCACAGGCUACCAAAACCUAUCCCUCGGUUGUCCUGGGCGGAACCUUCGAUCGUAUUCAUCUGGGCCAUAAGAUAUUUCUGACACAGGCUGUACUGCGCACUUGCAAACGCCUCGUAGUGGGCGUAACGACCUCCGUCAUGACGAAGGGAAAGACUUUGCCAGACUUGAUUUUGCCAGUGGAGGAGCGUAUUGCCCGGCUAAGAGAGUUUCUUAUGGACAUAGAUGGUACGCUUCAGUACGAGAUUGUGCCCAUAGACGAUCCCUUCGGACCAACGCAAGUGGAUCCCGAUCUGGAUAUGAUUGUAGUCAGUGCGGAAACGUUGCGAGGUGGCCAAAAGGUCAAUGAAAUUCGCUCUGCCAAGCAACUGCGACAGUUGGAGAUAUUCGUAAUCGAUAUUGUGGAGAGCAACGUGCACGACGGCAUCCACGAGUCGAAAGUAAGCUCCAGCAAUACCCGAAUUGAUUUGCUGGGAACCCGAUGGCGAAGACCGGAGCAUCGUCCACAACUCCCAGCACGUCCGUACAUUAUAGGAUUAACUGGGGGCAUCGCCUCUGGCAAGAGCAAAAUGGCCGAGAGAUUGGGCAAUUUUGGCGCCCAUGUCAUCGAUUGUGAUAAAGUGGCCCAUGAUGUGUAUGAACCGGGUCAGGUGUGCUACGAAAGAGUUGUGCAGCAUUUUGGACCAAGCAUUGUUUCCCCGGAUGGACGUAUUGACCGCUCCAAGCUGGGACCUUUGGUGUUUGCCGAUCCAAAGAAGUUGGAGGCACUUAACGGGAUUGUUUGGCCAGAGCUUAUCGCAGAAGUUAAUAGACGACUGGAUGUACUGCGUUCACAGCCGGAAGUGCCCCGUGUGGUGGUCCUGGAGGCGGCGAUACUACUGCGAGCCGGCUGGGAGUCCAAUUGCCAUGAGGUGUGGUCCAUGAUUGUCCCCCCCGAGGAGGCUGUCCGGCGAAUCAUCGAGCGUAACAAAUUCAGCGAGGAGGAGGCCAAAAAGCGUCUGGCUAGCCAAGUGCCUAAUCCAGAAAUUGUGGCCAAAUCGCAUGUUAUUUUUAGUUCCCAGUGGGAUCACAAUUUUACGCAGAAACAGGCGGAGAAAGCCUGGCAAAUGCUCAACAAGGAACUGGACUCGCUCCAGAGCAGCCUUUAACAGGGAUGGAUAUUCAAGUUACCAGCUAAGAAUUGUUGAACAUUUUUUUGUUUGAAUUCUUAUGCAUUUGUUGUACAUUGCUUAGUUUUAAGUCGAAAGUUGAAGAGAAAGUCCGAGACGUCAUUGGGAAAA